Tremella mesenterica DSM 1558 is the source of this 1092-nucleotide messenger RNA. RefSeq lists its product as uncharacterized. NCBI's taxonomy places the organism in Eukaryota, Fungi, Basidiomycota, Tremellomycetes, Tremellales, Tremellaceae. The transcript is spliced from 2 exons. The record is from RefSeq and is a predicted model, not a curated record. Gene Ontology annotation, molecular function: guanyl-nucleotide exchange factor activity. Gene Ontology annotation, biological process: positive regulation of Rho protein signal transduction. The annotation marks the transcript as partial.
CAUCACUCGAUGCCUCCUCCUGCUAGAGUGGGCUCCAGCAUCGGUCAAAACUCCGGAACAUUCUCAAGAGUAUCUUAUCAAUCUGGUAAACGUAGCUCUUCCGGAGGAUCCGUACCCACCAACGUCAAGCUACCCCCUGACUUAGAAAAGGUUCUGACUGUUUUGACAGGUGGUAUCCUCCAGGGACAUCUUAAACUCGCUGCGGCACUACGAAAAAGGUAUGAUAAUCAAUAUCCACUGGUUAGGUCUUUAGCAGACGUCUUCAACUCUCAUUCCUACAUUUUGAGAGAAUACGCAACAUAUAUACUUCAUUUGGAACCUGCUCUCAUGCAAGUGGAUCAAGCUCUUCAAAGUGUAAUGGACAAGAAUGGUUCCUCUCGUCGGUUGUCAAAGCGGGUGGAAGAGACUGAAAUCGUAAAAUUGGGAAGGGCCCUAAUGUCUUUGGAAGAAUUAGCGGCGGAGAGAGGGGAGUCAGGUCUGGUCAUUUCACUUUCUAAACCUUUUCAAAGGUUAUUGAAAUAUCCAUUAUUGUUCCAGAAUUUAUUGUUCAAUACAGACCCUAGUCUGAAGGAAUAUGAAAAGACUUUGGAGAUGGUUGAUGAGGUGGAGAUGAUCGUCAGAAGCAUAGAGGAUGAGAAGAGUAGUCAGGAGGAAAGAGAAAAGACGAGAGAUGUUUGGGCAAGGAUUGAUGGGUUGGAAAAGGAUAAGAUGCUCAUGGCCCCUAAACCCAACCGCCUACUGAUCUCUGAAACCGCCUUUACUUCCCCCAACUCUUUGUCAUCUCUGGCGAAAGAUGAGACCAUCCGACAAAAGAAAUCCAUGAAACGAUUGUCAGACAUGCUCAAAUCAUCUCAUGAUCCCCCAGAUACAUGGGUUGUCAAAUUUUCCGACGUCUCUCUACUUUGCUUGAGAGUCGGUACCACUCAGUUACCUCUAUCCACCACUUCUACCUCUAAAUCUUCCAAAUUAUCUCAGAUGGAUCCUGAUCCCCCAAAGAAAUUUAAUACUACCCGACGAGGUGGAUCUGUCAAACCUCGUAAUUUAUACCGGUUCAUUAAAAUCCACGAAUGGCAUCUCAAACCCAAGACGGGU